GCUGUUGAAACGUUGUAGUUUUUCUGGAGCCAAAAGACCAUACACCAUAAAGGAAGAGRGCUAUAGAUUGCACUACAUUUCCCAGAAGGCUUUGCGUCCUGGUCGCUCUCUUUCGUCCUUCCCACAGUUGCUAGCUAACGCUUGUGUUGUUUGGACCGAUAAGAUGGGUGUAUCGGAUUUGCAGUGCGAUAUAAAUGAUGGACCUUUGGUGGAUCUUUCAGCUAGGGGCAUGCAGAAACUGGACCCCAGUUUCACCUGCUCRGAGGACACCCACACGCUCAUCUUGGACCGGAACAACAUCAUGAAGCUGGACCACCUGGAACGAUGCACCAGCCUUCAGCAGCUUUCUGUAGCCAACAACCGUCUGGUGAGAAUGAUGGGGGUGUCUCAGCUGACAGAUCUGAGAGUGCUGAAUCUUCCCAACAACAGUAUCGGCUACAUCGAAGGACUGCGAGAUUUAGUUKAUCUAAAAUGGCUCAAUCUGUCUGGAAACAACAUUAAAGUCGUUGAGCAGCUGAACAGCUGUGUCUCGCUGCAGCACUUGGAUCUGUCUGACAACAACAUAUCUACCAUCGGUGAUCUGACUAAACUGGUGGCAUUAAAGACACUGCUACUCCAUGGGAACAGCAUUACAACACUCCGUACUGUUCCUGCUCAUCUUCCUGCUCAUUUAUCCAUCCUCUCCCUGGCAGAAAAUGAAAUAAGGGAUCUUAAUGAGAUGUCCUAUCUGGCGCCUCUUCAUGAGCUGGAGCAGCUGUCUGUCAUGUGCAACCCGUGUGUCAUGGCGACGCCCUCGCUGCCGGUUUUUGAUUAUCGACCGUACAUCAUGAGCUGGUGCCUGAGCCUGAAGGUCCUCGACGGCUACGUGGUGACACAAAAAGAAGGUCUCAAAGCAGAGUGGCUCUACAGUCAGGGGAAAGGUCGCUCAUAUCGACCCGGGCAGCACGUCCAGCUGGUUCAGUACUUGGCCACCGUUUGUCCUCACACCGCAUCACCAGCCAUGGAGACUGCGGAAGACGCCAAACUGGAAAAGAUCCUCAGUAAGCAGAGAACCGGUGGUGCAGUUUAACACCUGGGUGAGCUGUGAUUCCUCCAGUCCGCCGCUGCCGGCCCGUCGCAGCCCGAAGCUCACAGGCGAGCACGUUUACCUGGAGGACGUGCAGACCGACGAGGACAAACUCAACAGCAGUUUGCUGUCCUCAGAGUCCACCUUCCUCCCGUUCGCCUCUGAUUUUGAGCCACAAGCGCUCCACUCGGACAGCGAAGACGAGACCGAGACGUUUGAACCCGAUUCUCUGGCUCCGACGCGUCCAUCAGAACACAAAAGGCACGGCAGAAAUAAACUGAAUAACCCAACAGAUAAAGAAGAGAGGGAGACUCCUAAAGAGGAGGUUGUUUCUGCUGCCAGCACAGCAGCUGGGUCAGGGGUCAAAGUUUGCACGCCACAAAACGUGUCAAAUGUGUCCUGUGACUUUGGUAAAGCAGCUGUGAAAGAAGCUCCUCCGCAGGAACAAGUGGGCCUCGGUGUCAGAGAGUUGGGCUCGAUGGAAGCAGAGAAGGCAGCUGUUAAAAUCCAGUCCRGCUGGAGGGCACACCGCACUCGAUGUUUUCACCCUGCAGCCAGAGAGGCACGCGGGGAAAUCCGUCUGCGCAGGAUGCAAGAACACGUCCUGUUUCUGUCCGACAAACUGGACACUGUGCAGAAGCAGUACGAGGAGGAGAGGUUGCAAAGGCUGGUGCAGGAGGAGGCUGUGAAGUUUCUAUGGAAAGAGCUUCAGUCCAUGCAGCAGUGGAAGCAGUCUGUAGAGCAGAGGUUGGCAGCGGUUAAUCAAGACGUCAGCCCGGCUCAGAUCUCCUCUCCUGCCCUGUGUCCGGCGUCCCCGCCUGUCGUCGCCACAAAUUCGCCAAACACCGGCGUCUCCUUCCCAGACUCUGGCUUUGAGACGACCAGCGAUCACCAGGCGGCUCAGGAGGACAGCUUCCACAGCAGCAGGACGGCGGACUCUCUAAAGACGGUGCGAGAGCUGAGCCCCACCGGGAACGGAGUCGCCGCUGGGAGCGAUGCUGCGGACAGCGCCGACUGCAGCCUGCUGGAGGAGUACCUGUCCUCUGUGCAGCAGAGGGAGGAGGAAGCAGAGGAAGAAAUCAGUGAUCGAACAGAAACGCCACGGCUCUCUGCACCAGCCUCACCCAACAGGACCAACACCUCCCCACCAACGCAGAAGGAAACAGAAACAACUCCUGACUCUGUUUGACCGCCCUCACAUAACGAACAAUUCCCCCAAACUACAGUGAAUGUAAUGCAAGUUGUUUUUAAUACCUGUUAUGCUAUUUAUAUUUACUUUUCGAUAAAGAAUUGAUUGAAUGUAGUGUUGUAAAAACUGUUAUUUGCUAAAAACCAACUUGUUUAUAUAUACAUCAAAAACAUGGUAAAUUAUAUUAAAACUGAUGUAAACACACGCUUUACUGCAGAUAUAAAGUGUUAGUGUCUGUUACCAACAUAUGUCUAUCAGCUGUGUUCUAAUCAAGAUUGUUAGAUGUUUAACAGUAACACUAUCUUAUAAACAGUCUAAAUAAACAUUUAGUCAUACAUUUCUAAA
Molecule: messenger RNA, 2600 nt
Organism: Austrofundulus limnaeus
Lineage: Eukaryota; Metazoa; Chordata; Actinopteri; Cyprinodontiformes; Rivulidae
Gene: cep97
Product: centrosomal protein 97
Biological process (GO): negative regulation of cilium assembly
Cellular component (GO): centrosome
Molecular function (GO): protein binding
Source: RefSeq, a predicted model, not a curated record